Messenger RNA from Penicillium malachiteum, 1104 nucleotides. RefSeq names its product major royal jelly protein. The transcript has a single exon. The record is from RefSeq and is a predicted model, not a curated record. NCBI's taxonomy places the organism in Eukaryota, Fungi, Ascomycota, Eurotiomycetes, Eurotiales, Aspergillaceae. Bases 1 to 1104 code for a protein of 367 amino acids.
AUGAUAUCUUCUCUGCUUUAUCUGUCUAUCCUGGCGCUCAAUCUGGUUCGAUAUACAGAUGCUUUAGACCCACGAGUUAAGCUUGCUUUUACUAUAGACCGUCCAUCUCAAGGCUCCAGCAUCACCCCUGAUGGAAAGCGGAUAUUUCUUCAACUGGUCACUUUUGAUGACUCAACAGGGCCUGGACUUGUUGAGAGGCAAGCAAAUGGCUCUCUUACUGCUUAUCCGAAUGAAGCCUGGGAUUCCUGGACUGAGGGAGAUGAUCCGACAACAGCCUUUGUAUCAGUUGCAGCUCAGCGUAUCGGUCCGGAUGGUCAAUUUUGGGUAAUCGACAAUGGUUACGGUAGUGACGGUGUCAUUCCUGAAGGCGCAAAAGUUGUCACUUUCAACCUGACGACUAAUCAACGUACUCGAACAUACCCAUUCGGAAAUCUUACCCACUCUGCCAGCUUGCUGGACGAUAUCCGAUUCAAUGGCAAUGAAGCGUACUUGACCGAUGCAGGAGUUGGAAGCAUCAUCGCUCUCGACCUUGUCACUGGCCACGGUCGGCGUCUUUUGGAGAAUCAACCAGCAACGGUUGGGUAUAUGGCUACGUCAAGUGAAGGAUAUCUGAUGCGAAACUCGACAAAUGGGCUCCACUUUAUCCAGGCCGAUCAGCUAGAGGUUUCCCCUGAUGGAAAAUGGCUUCAUUUCCAAACAACAGCCGGUGGAAUGUCUCGUAUUGCAACGAAAUACCUCCAUAAUGCCUUGCACAACCACUCGAUCGCCGAUACGGAUCUGGCACUGAAUGUGAAACCAUUUGCUCCUACUAGUUGCACCGGCAGUACCGCGACUGAUUCUGAAGGUGUCAUGUACGCCAGCGAUACGAAUCACCUCAACAUCAUGAAGAUCCUCCCUAAUGGAACCAUGACUACUUUUAUCCACGACCCCAGCCUUGUUUGGGUUGAUGGUAUGUUGCUUGAUGGUCAAAAGCGACUUUGGCUACCGGCUGCACAGUUUAAUCGUGCACCAGAGUGGCAUAAUGGGACGAAUGAAAUACGAAAACCCAUACAUAUAUACACGGUUGAUAUCGAGAAUGGUCCCGCAUCUCUUGAUCAUGCUUGA